AUGGAAGAAGAGACCACUAGCACAGAUACUCUAUCCGAAGGAACUGACAUUCUCGACCCCAGAGUCUGCAAGAGCUUCUUUGCGGGUAACUGUGAAGCUGGCAAGUUAUGUACUUUUAAACACACUUUUCCCAUCCGUGAGGUCGUUUGCAAAUAUCAUCUUCUCUACAAAAACUGCUCAAAGGGCUCUCUUUGUCCUUUUCUUCAUGAAAUCACUGAAGAUAAAAUUCCUGACUCCUUCGUAUACUAAAAAUCUCAAAAUUAGCUUAUUUUAUAUAUAUAAACUGCAAAAAAAUAUUUUUUUAUGAGGAGAGUGAGUGCCGCAACUUUAUGAUUGAUGGAGAAUGCAAGAACCCAGACUGUAAAUUUAAACACAGUGCUGAAAGACGCGAGCAAAAAGAAUGCAUCUACUACAAGAUGGGAUUCUGUGAGCAAGGCAAGUUCUGCAAAUUCAAGCACAUCAGAAGAGAAGUCUGUCUGCAGUAUGCUGAAACUCAAGCCUGCAUAUUAGGUAACGCCUGCCCUAAGGAGCAUAUUGAUUAUAUAGACGAAGCUUAUUUGGAGGAUGCCUUUUAUAAAUACCACCCAGACGCAAAAGACGUGAAUUACCAUCAGGCUUUUCAGCUCUGCUUUAGGUGCAUGAAGUUUGGCCAUAUACCUGCUAAGUGUACGGAGCCAGUUGAGCAGAAAGUAAAAGGAGUGAGGUGUUAUAGAUGUUCUGAAUUUGGCCAUAAAUCCAAUCAGUGCUUUUAUCAGUAUUAG
Blepharisma stoltei is the source of this 761-nucleotide messenger RNA. The record is from the annotation of a GenBank genome assembly. Lineage: Eukaryota; Ciliophora; Heterotrichea; Heterotrichida; Blepharismidae.